AGCAGCUCGGUGCCGCCCCCGUGUCGUCUUUCCUACCGUCACUUCCGGCGCUCCAGAGCGGCGCGGUGUUACUGCCUGAGCUGUGCAGCUGCCGGAGGGGCGGUAAUAAAAAUGUCAGCACCAUCAAUGGAGGAAAGGAAAGCUUGCUGGGGAGCCAGGGAUGAAUACUGGAAAUGCUUAGAUGAAAAUACAGAAGAUGCAGCUAGGUGUCAGAAGCUUAGAUGUUCUUUUGAGUCUAGGUGCCCUCAGCAAUGGGUAAAAUACUUUGACAAAAGAAGAGACUUUUUAAAAUAUAAAGAACAGCUUCAAGCAGGAGAAUAUCAGCCUUCGGGUACUACUGAAAAGUCAUAGCUGUGCAUCAACUUAUGAACGAAUAAUCUUAUGGAAAAGAAGGACUGAAAUGUGAAAAAAGUUCCUUGAGUCAAAAAUAACUAGUAACUUACACUGUAUGUCUAGAAAUUCAUGCUGCUUUUCUUGUUGAAAUGCCUCAUUUUUAUGUGAGAACAGUAAUUAAAUGAAAAAGUGAGUGUAAGAAUGACUGUAAGAAUGUAUCAAAGAAAGAUGGUAUUUUUCAUGAUUGUGUAACUAGGAUGCAAAACAGGGCUACCCAGAAAUCAAUGCACUGAAUUAUAAGUUUAUAUUAUAGGGAGACUAUUAAACUGUUUUCAGAUUAGUUUUUCUAUGCAAAUGAACUAUUCUAAAAAGCUCCUCCCUUCUCCCUCCCUCUGAGGAUAUGUCAGUAUAAGUGAGCAGAUAAAAAUUGUCAGUAACUUUUGUCUGCUGUCUUACAGUAUGGUUAGGCUUUAAAUGAAGAUCAAAAGAUUUAAAUCACUGCAGCCCAUUUCUAACGUAGCUGGUCUUCAUUUAGGUAUGUUUUUAAACAUCUGCACAAUUCUAGUUGAGAUUCCUAUGCCACUAAUGUAGGCACACAGUUUCUCAAUCAUUAGUAUGUGUCUGAUGUGAAAAAAUACAAUGAUACGGGUGUGUGUUUACGUCCCCAGUUGUAUAAUUUGAUGGCACUGAUAUAAACUCCUCCUGUUUUAUUCACAAUGGAUUUGCUUCUGUAAAGGUCUGUUUUAUCAUUAAUGAGAUAAUCCUGAGGCAAAUUAGCACCUGUUUUAAUAUUGGCAUUUUCCAAAUUGUCAGUGAAAAAUGCUUAAAGUGCUUUGUAGUAAGACAGGGACCUACAGUUAAACAGAUAAGCUACUAAGCAUAGAGUUUACUAGGAACAGCAAACAUUGCUUAGGUUUUUAAAAGGUUAAUAUUUAUAGACAUGGUUUAUCCCAUAUUCCUAAAUCACUCCUUUUCUUGAUGCAAAAGACCAUAACAUCCUCUAGCAACCUACCAAAAUUUCAGUUUACUUCUAAACAUGUGAUCAGUUCAAAGUCUGCAGUACAUUGAAAAUUUAGGGAGACUAAAAAAAUUUGAAUUUAAUAUGAAUAAGA
This is a messenger RNA of Pelodiscus sinensis (Chinese soft-shelled turtle), 1445 nucleotides long. It is a transcript of the gene COA6, whose product is annotated as cytochrome c oxidase assembly factor 6. Gene Ontology annotation, cellular component: mitochondrion. The record is from RefSeq and is a predicted model, not a curated record. NCBI's taxonomy places the organism in Eukaryota, Metazoa, Chordata, Testudines, Trionychidae. Gene Ontology annotation, biological process: respiratory chain complex IV assembly; mitochondrial ATP synthesis coupled electron transport.